This is a messenger RNA of Spodoptera littoralis (African cotton leafworm), 321 nucleotides long. The record is from the annotation of a GenBank genome assembly. Lineage: Eukaryota; Metazoa; Arthropoda; Insecta; Lepidoptera; Noctuidae.
AUGACGUUAAUUCUCUUUAAAGAGGAUUGCUUUUCAAGAAACCUGUCAAGUAAGGUCUGCUCUUUCUUACACAUUUUCGCAAUACACAGUCGUAUUUUCCUUGAUUUGAUAUUUUACGAAAUUGUUUUUGUUCUUUACGAUUCAUCAAUUUGGAAGAGCAAUCAACUGAAAUUGGAUUCGUUACGGAAAUGGCCCACAAUUGGCACUUUUACACGUCAAUUUGAAUCCACCGGGUGCUUUGAAAAUACGGCUAUGAUUGUAAUGUUUGACUACCGAACUUUGGUGUUACGCCUAACAUUUAUUACUGUAGAUUUCAUUUAA